Molecule: messenger RNA, 3965 nt
Organism: Ceratitis capitata (Mediterranean fruit fly)
Lineage: Eukaryota; Metazoa; Arthropoda; Insecta; Diptera; Tephritidae
Product: hemicentin-1
Molecular function (GO): protein binding
Source: RefSeq, a predicted model, not a curated record
GUCCACCCGUUUUGUCCGAAUCCAUCCAAGGCACAAUCGGCCGUUUGCCUUGUAAUGUGACGCCGCCCAUUUUGGAGGAUCGCGUUGCAUUGGUAAUUUGGUUUAAAGUGGGUCUAAAGACGCCCAUUUACAGCGUCGAUACGCGCGACUCAAACUUUUCAGAUGGCACUCACUGGUCCGAUGAAACGUAUCGCGAUCGUUUGUCCUUCUCGGUGGAGGGACGUUCUGGGACAUUGGCAAUUAAGAAGACGCGGCAAGAGGAUACGGGCGAGUAUCGUUGUCGUGUUGACUUUCAAAAGAGUCCGACGCGAAACUCGAAAGUGAAUUUAACUGUCAUAACUCCACCCGAAUCAAUAAUCAUACUGGACAGCAAAGGUGCGACGAUAAAAGACUACAAAUUGGGCCCUUACAAUGAGGGUGCGGUCAUUAAUAUCACAUGUGUGGUGGUUGGAGGACGACCACAACCGAAAGUUACCUGGUGGAGUGGGAACAAAGAGAUCGACCAAUCAUCUCACCCGCUGUCAGAUCGGCGAGUCGGCAAUAUACUGACGUUGGGCAAACUGACACGUGAGAAUCUACACAUGCAGCUUACCUGUCAAGCGGCCAACAACAAUCUGACGAUGCCAAUUACCAGCACCGUCACACUUGACUUGAAUUUACGCCCGUUGAUUGUAAAAUUGGAUGGCGAAAAUCGGCCUUUGUCGGCUGAUCAUUCGUAUCAGCUACAUUGUAAUGUUAUCGGCUCACGUCCAGCGCCGACGAUUACUUGGUGGAAAGGCAGCACGCCGAUGAAGAAUACACAUGAAGUGGCAAAUCCGGAUGGUAAUAUGACAACGUCAAUAUUGACUUUUACGCCAACCAUUGACGAUCGUGGCAAAUUCCUGUCAUGUCGUGCCGAACAGAGUAUGAUACCGGAAUCGGGAAUGGAGGACGGUUGGAAAUUGGAUAUUUACCACAUACCCGUCGUCAGCCUGGAGCUCGGCACCAACUCAAUAAACUCAACAUUUCGUGAAGGCAUCGACGUUUUCUUCGAAUGCAAUAUAAAAUCGAAUCCGUGGGUGUAUAAAGUCAGUUGGCGACACAAUGGCAACAUACUCGAAAACAAUCUCGCCGAGGGAAUUAUAGUGGCCAACCAAAGUUUAGUGCUGCAAAACGUCAGUCGCGCACGCGCUGGCAUUUACACGUGCGUGGGCAGUAAUCGAGAAGGUGAUGGUGAGAGUAAUCCGGUGCAUUUGGAUAUUAGAUUUGCGCCCGUUUGCCGACCAGGACAACGUUUCGCCUACAGUUCCGGUCGACAUGAGAUGGUUAAAAUAGCCUGCGAAAUUGAGGCAAAUCCAAUGGAGGCAACAUACAUCUGGAAAUUCAAUGCAACACUCGGCGAGACUAUCGACAUACCGGCAUCACUCAUCGCUGUGGAUCGUGGACGUAGCAUAGCGCACUACACGCCAAUGACGGAGAAUGACUAUGGCACUCUGUUGUGCUGGGCGAGCAACGAAAUUGGCGAUCAAAGUGAGCCGUGUGUUUACACCGUUACACCAGCAGGCGAACCGGAUCCAUUGGUUAACUGCACGCUACUCAAUCAAACGUCGACCGGCUUUCAGAUUGAAUGCAUCGAAGGCUUCGAUGGUGGCCUGCAGCAGGAUUUCAUAAUGGAAGUGUAUGUGAACGGAACGACACGCCAUCCGAAAAUUUACAAAUCAAAAACACCAUAUUUUGAGGUGCGAGGAUUGGUGCCUGGUGCCGGUUACAAUGUGUUCCUGGUGGCACACAACACAAAAGGCCGCAGUAAUGCGACCAUCCUGCAAGUCUAUACCCUCAAGGAUCCGGAGAAACAAACGGUCGUUAUUACUUACAAAAAGGGUGACUUUCAAACAUCACCACGCUUUUAUGAACACUCAACUAUAACUAGUAUUUUAACAACACAAAUCUACAACAGUACAAUUACUAAAACUAUAACAAAUAAAAAUCUUUCACUCGCCUAUGCACCCGUAAUCGAGGAUAUCCGGCCAUUUAUCGGCAUACUAGGCGGCAUUGUGGUUGGCAUUUUUGUGGUGGCGCUCGUAAUUGUCAUCAUUGUUCGUAUGCGUGGCUCAUCGGGACGCGAUCGCAAUAAUUACUCGCAUCCAUCGACAGUGGGUAGUGGGCGUGGCAAUAAUAAUAAUGGCAGCCUCAGCAUUGGUACUCUACACAAUGGGCAAUCAAUACAGGAUAUACGCAUCGGUCGGGAUACUUGCCAUGUGACUAGUAGUCUCGAUAGUAUAGACAAAAAUCCGGAUAUUAUACCGCAAGACGGCCGUGACGAUGAUGAAGAAUGGACCACAAAGGGACAUAAUCGCGCUUAUGCCACAGCGGCUUUAGCGGAACAGAAUGCCGUCAUCACCUCCUCGACGUAUGAUCACCUAAUGCCAACAUAUGCUGUUGUCGAUAAGAAGUCAGCGGCGAAUCAUUUGCAACAAUUACAACAGCAGCAACUACAACAGCAGCAACAGCAACAGCCACCGCCACAUGGUCAGUAUAUACAUUACAAUGCGCUGAUACCUGUAAGCAAAAUGGGUGGUUAUGCCCAACAGCAACAGCAACAACAACAGCAUCAACAGUCGCAGCAGCAACUAAAUAAGACUGAUUUAACCUACGCCGAAUUAGCUGGCCCUGGUAGUGGACCACGCAUGACGCCCUAUUGCAGCGCCACAUUGGGUCGUCCACGACAAACGGAAUUGAAGCGAGCCGAACCGAAUAUCUAUUCACAGGUAAUAAAAAUGAUGGACGAUGAUAGUCCGACCGAAGAAAUUGCCAUUGAAUGGCCUAGAACCAUAAGAACAACAAUACCAACACGCACAACAUCUACAAGCAGCUUACAUCCAUUAGUACAAGCAGCGGCAGCAACAACAACGGCUGUAGCUUACGUGGCCGGACGUUCGACAAGGAUUGAUUUGGCUCAUCAUCCGAUGUAUUCGACGAGUCCCAUGUUUGGUGGACAGACGACCAUUACUGGUGUCACCAUGUCACAUCCCUCACAAUUGGCUACAUUCACACCGCCACCACCUCUAUUCACGCAUAAGGUGAUUAGCGCUGCGCAGUCGCAGUCGCUGCCACCAAACGUUGCAGCAGUGCCGGUAAGCAGUAAUGGUUUAUUGCAGACAGUAACUGCUGGUGGCGGUUUGGUGUGUAUGGGUAUGCCACCACAUUCAGCAGCAGCAGCAGCGGCGGCAGCAUCGAUGUUGUGUGCGGCGCAGCAACAACAAGCACAUUCACCACCAACGAGUGUCAAUGGUAUGACAGUGAGCGGUUAUGGAGAUGUGAACCCCAGCCCGGGCAUACUGAAAACGGUCCCAGAAGAGGUACAUCAUCAAAUUAACGGUGAGGAUGUGCUCAUCACAAAGGAUCGCAAUCAUGCUACACGCUUUUGACGGUAAAUUACAAUUAUUGAGACGCUAGAAAUGGCGCAAUAAACGAAUGAGCCAAAACCAACACAGGAUGCAAAUAAGAAGUAGCAACAAAAUAAGCAUGCAAAAGCGAAAAUGUUAACAAAUAUAUAAGCAGAGUAUGAGAAAUGAGAGUGUGAAAAAUAACUGAAUAAAGAGACUAUAAUGGAUUGUGAUGAAAAUAAAUAAAUCAAAUAAGGAUAUUAGUGAAAGAAAUAGUAAUGAAAUGAAAUGCAUUGAUUCUACACCAAACAUUGCUAAUUAUAUAUUUUCCAUAUAUAUAUAUAUAAAUCAUAUAUGUCAAAACGAAACACACACGCACUUUUUAGUAACACACAAACCAAGAAUUAGCAAACCCUAUAAGAAAUUGAAUUUGAAGUGAGUGAAAAUUUGAGAAAAGUUAUCAAUACUUUCAAUACUUGAUAAGUUAACAAAUGGUUAGCGGUACAUACUCUUCUGUGAAGGCUCAUGGUCUCGAACUUAGGUCAUCGCAAUAUAAAAAACUAUAAGUACAUAAUUUAAAAAUAAUUAUUUUUCAACUGC